Staurois parvus is the source of this 906-nucleotide messenger RNA. Lineage: Eukaryota; Metazoa; Chordata; Amphibia; Anura; Ranidae. The record is from the annotation of a GenBank genome assembly.
AUGGCAUCAAGACAACCUGAUGUACCUGCCAUUGAGCACGGCUCCAGUGGGCUUCUAGGAAAAAUGUCCCUGCCCAUCGGGAUGCACCGUCGGGCUUUCAGCUAUGAUGAUGCUCUGGAAGAUACAGCGCCGAUGACUCCACCACCAUCGGACAUGUGUACUAACACCUUAUGGAGAAAACCUGUAAUCCCAGAACGUAAAUACCAGAAGCUGUCCAAGGUUGAGGAUGGGGAUAACAGUAUGCCCCCACCUGCCCUGCCCCAUUCCUCUUCUGUUGAAAAGGCACCUGUGGUGAAGGCUAAAGCAACUUCUGUCAUCAUGAACUCCCUUUUGACAAAACAUACACAAGAGAGCAUUCAACGCUUCGAACAGCAGGCUGGUCUCAGGGAUGCUGGCUAUACUCCACACAAGGGUCUCACUACUGAAGAGUCCAAAUACCAUCGCGUGGCGGAGGCUCUGCAUAAGCUAAAGAUGCAAACUGGAGAAUCAAGUGAAGAGAGGCAAAGUUCAUCUGCUCAGUCCACACCUUGCAGCACUCCAAGCUCUUCACCAAAGCAAAUGCGCAGAUCGUGGUUUAGUCAGGGAUCCACUACCUCCCUCCCAUCUGGUGAGCUUCAGGGUACAGACACAGACAAAUGGAGCAUGUUUGCUCUCGUGCAGUACAAAAGUCAACCACAGAUCCAGGUGGCUUUACAGUCCAGUCUUACAAAGGUGCUCAAAAACCAACUCCAAUGAUCCCUCUCCAAACUGAUGCGAGCCCAAGCUAACAGAAUAGCUGAUGACCCUGUUGCAUUGAAACCACCAAAAAUUGAAAUGCCACCAUUAGUUACUGCAGAGAAGAAAAUUUCCCGAGGCCACAACCUUAAACCACGUGACAUGAACAUUCUAACGCCCACUGGCUUCUAA